AUGGCAUCACUCCACUUCUGCUCAGAGUGCAAUAAUUUGCUUUACCCAAAGGCUGACACUGGGCGUCGCAUCAUGGUUUACGCUUGUCGAAUAUGUAGCGAAGAGGAGAUCGGCGAGAACAAGUGUGUCUACAGGAAUGAUUUACUAACAGUCACCAAAGAACAGGUGGGAAUUACUACCGACCUGGGAUCGGAUCCCACAUUGGCGCACUCAAAUAUUACAUGUCCGCAUUGUGGCCAAGACGACGCCGUUUUCUACCAGGAUCAGUCAAAACGGAAGGAAACCCGCAUGAUUCUGUUCUUCGUGUGUACCAAGUGUAACCACAGUUUUACGGAUCCUUCGCUCCCGCAGGACAAUCGACCUGACACCUCCUGA
Molecule: messenger RNA, 375 nt
Organism: Suillus plorans
Lineage: Eukaryota; Fungi; Basidiomycota; Agaricomycetes; Boletales; Suillaceae
Exons: 5
Coding region: 1-375 (124 amino acids)
Biological process (GO): DNA-templated transcription; maintenance of transcriptional fidelity during transcription elongation by RNA polymerase II; transcription initiation at RNA polymerase II promoter
Cellular component (GO): RNA polymerase II, core complex
Molecular function (GO): nucleic acid binding; zinc ion binding; DNA-directed RNA polymerase activity
Source: RefSeq, a predicted model, not a curated record